AUGACAGGCUUAUUCAAUAGUGAUAUGGACCGAUGUAACGGUAACUUACCUGUUGGUUGUUGUGGGUCUGAUUUCAAGUCCCUGGCUGGCUAUAAUAUGAUACUCCCCAAAUCGCAAAGUUCGGCAUUUCUCGAGAGGGUGUCGGGCUACAAUGUUGAAGAAAUUCCGAAACAUCAUACCAGCAACGCCAGCAAAAUCACACUUUACUGUUUGUGCAUUAUACCUCGCUGCUGCGUGCGAAUAGACCUCGAAUCCGGUAGCUCUGGCCGCAAUUAUAUCUACUCGUUGGGACCUCAAAGAUUACGUUUUUCGGCACGAGUGAAGAAGCUUCGGUCGCAUUAUCCAACAGUAGACGGCUGUGGUGCUAGCCGAGUGUGGCCAAUAGGGCUACUUCAAGGCGCCAAGAAAGGUUUCAGGAGCUUAGACAUAGCUAGAGCUAUAAAAGUAUCAAGUAUCCAGCACAAAGAAGCAAAUCGGUCAGACAUUUGUCUCCCGAACACGUUCAGCACGAAACGGCUGGAACAGCUUCUUUGCUGCCGAAACAUGGCCGACGAACAGCCCGCUACUUGGUCGAUGGUUAUAGCCUCUAACCACCCAAUAACGGAGAGCAAGCACUGGGGUUAA
Sclerotinia sclerotiorum 1980 UF-70 is the source of this 624-nucleotide messenger RNA. RefSeq lists its product with no specific name. The transcript is spliced from 4 exons. Lineage: Eukaryota; Fungi; Ascomycota; Leotiomycetes; Helotiales; Sclerotiniaceae. The coding region runs from base 1 to 624 and encodes 207 amino acids. The record is from RefSeq and is a predicted model, not a curated record.